Messenger RNA from Brassicogethes aeneus, 1089 nucleotides. NCBI's taxonomy places the organism in Eukaryota, Metazoa, Arthropoda, Insecta, Coleoptera, Nitidulidae. The record is from the annotation of a GenBank genome assembly.
CGAAUUUGUCAACAAUUCUUAAACAAUUUAACAACAAAAAUAAACUGCUGUUUUACUAUAAACGUGAUUAUUAGUGUUUAUUGACAAUUUUUUAGUUAGUUUUACUUAUUACGAUGACUUCAGCACUAUAUCUCGAACACUAUUUAGACAGUUUAGAACAUUUACCAAACGAAUUGCAAAGAAAUUUCACUUUAAUGAGGGAUUUGGACUCUAGAGCUCAAACUUUGAUGAAAAAUAUUGAUUCUCUGGCCGAUGAGUAUUUGAGAAAUCAGAAAACUUUGACUUCUGACCAAAAAAAGGAGCAGUUGGAGAAAAUUCAGAGCCUGUUCAAUAAAGCAAAGGAAUAUGGAGAUGACAAAGUGCAAUUAGCAAUACAAACUUAUGAAUUAGUAGAUAAACAUAUUAGACGAUUAGAUAAUGAUUUAGCUAGGUUUGAAACUGAAAUACAGGAUAAAGCCCAGAACUCCAGGAACCAGGAUGAACCAUCUGUGGGCAAAAAAGGUAGAAAGAAGCUUAAAGAUGGCAAAACAGAGAAGAAGAAGAGGUCUGGUAACUCGAGUGAAGAAGAUUCAGCUGGUACAAAUAGGGGUGGGAAAAAGAAGAAACAAAAGUCGGGAACAGGGAAUACAACAAGCAAUAAUACUGGAAGUGGGGCAAAGACUACUUCAGGUGAGGUUGCAGACGUUGUGGCCUCUGUACUGCCUGGUCUGACUCAUCCAAGCGAUGUUUUGGACAUGCCUGUGGAUCCAAAUGAACCCACAUACUGUCUAUGUCACCAGGUUUCUUAUGGUGAAAUGAUAGGCUGUGACAAUCCUGAUUGUCCCAUUGAGUGGUUCCAUUUUGCGUGCGUCGGCUUAACGACAAAACCGAAAGGAAAAUGGUAUUGUCCCAAGUGUAUUCAAGAUCGAAAGAAAAAAUAAUGAUAGUAGACAUAUUAGGCAAUUCAUUCCAUUUGUUUUAUAAGCUCAUUUAAUGUUAUGUAUAUACGUUUGAGAGUAUAAAUGUACCUAUAAAUUAUUUAUUUAUAAUAUUUCUUACCUAUUUUUAUAUGAUUUAAUCACGAUCGUUGGAUCUCAAAGUGUUUUAUUG